GUUGCCUGUGCCGACCCUCGCUGCGACCCUCAGCAAUUCAUGCAAGGGAGGAGGGGCGAAAUUGCUGCGAUUCGAAACCUAGGCGGUCAAGCCGAGAUCAGCAUCCACGAUGUUGCUACCCUAGACAGUGAAUUCCGGUUCAAGGAGCUGGUGGUUGUUCACCACACUGAUUGUGGUGUCACGCACAUGACAAAGGAUGGAGUCUAUGCGUAUCUGAAGGAGAAUCUCCCUGACGCUACUGCUGCAGCAUUGGAAGCAUUUCCGAUCCGUAUCUUUUCAAACAUGGAAGAGGGCGUGAGACAUGACUUGGAGGUUGUGCAGAAGUCGCCUUAUCUCCGUAAGGAGCUGAAAGAUUCGGUCCGAGGGUUCGUGUUUGACAUCAAGACUGGACCUUUGAGCCCAGUUCUGUGA
Ilyonectria robusta is the source of this 411-nucleotide messenger RNA. Its product is annotated as carbonic anhydrase. The record is from RefSeq and is a predicted model, not a curated record. Gene Ontology annotation, molecular function: carbonate dehydratase activity; zinc ion binding. Lineage: Eukaryota; Fungi; Ascomycota; Sordariomycetes; Hypocreales; Nectriaceae. The annotation marks the transcript as partial. The transcript has 3 exons.